Molecule: messenger RNA, 1851 nt
Organism: Diaporthe batatas
Lineage: Eukaryota; Fungi; Ascomycota; Sordariomycetes; Diaporthales; Diaporthaceae
Exons: 1
Coding region: 1-1851 (616 amino acids)
Biological process (GO): carbohydrate metabolic process
Molecular function (GO): beta-glucosidase activity
Source: RefSeq, a predicted model, not a curated record
AUGUUGGACCUCCUCCUCCUCCUAAGCGUGGCUGGUAGCACGUUUGCUCAACAAGUCUACGUCCCAGUGAACGGCACUGUGCCCCGUCCUCAAUGUAGCUCGUCCUCGGAUUCCGCGCUUUACGCGACUGCCAGCCCAACAUACGCGUUCUCAACAUUCUCUUUCACGCAGACAGAGACCGUCCGGACAGCGACGUCGUUAGUGCCAUCUGCAACUACCGCUACAUAUGCCCCUCCCUACGAGUCACUCAGCCAUCUGUUGCCCAACCUAUCGACGACAACAUGGGGCAACUGGUACCCCGAUGCCACGGCCUCUCCAACAGAUACUGAGGACCCCUACGGACAGGCAGCAUGGUCAGCCCUAUGGGAGCGUGCCGCACUACCCAAUUUCACGACGAGGGGAAUAUACUCGACUACAGUUUCACCAACUCCGGUUCCUACGAGCGAGUUGGUCUUCCCACCUCCGGAUUAUUUUACGCCGCAGGACUGUUACACCUUCCCCAAGGGCUUCAAGUUAGGAGUUGCAGGCUCCGCUGCACAGAUCGAGGGAGCGGUUGCUGAUGAGGGACGAAGCCCGGGGAUCCUGGAGCUCAUCUCGCCUACGACGCCCAACUAUGUGGCCAAUGAGAACUAUUAUCUCUACAAGCAAGAUAUCGAGCGGCUGGCCUCCAUAGGAGUGCAAUAUUACUCCUUCUCCAUCUCUUGGGGCCGAAUCAUGCCCUUCUCCCUCGAGGGAUCUCCCGUCAACCAGCAAGGUCUCGACCACUACGAUGACCUGAUCAAUUUUGUCUUGGAGAAGGGCAUGCAGCCCUUGGUGACCUUGAUCCAUUUUGACACCCCUCUCACCUUCCUGGGAGAUCCAUCCCAACUUGGCGGCUCAUUCGGUUUACCGGGGGCCUACGACAACGCCACGUUUGAAGAUGCAUUCGUCCAUUAUGGCAAAGUCGUCAUGAUGCACUACGCCGACCGGGUCCCGGUAUGGUAUACCUACAACGAGCCACUGCUAUCGAGUACCAGCGGCAAGAGCUUUGAUACUGUGAUCAAGUCCCACGCGCGCCUGGCACACUUUUACCGCGAGGAGCUGAACGGCACCGGCCAGAUUGCGCUCAAGUUCAACAACAACUUCGGCGUGCCUCGAGACCCCUUGAACGAGGACGAUUUGAACGCCGCAUACCACUUCAACGACUUGCAGAUUGCGACCUACGGAAACCCGCUCUUCCUGGGCAAGGACUAUCCAGAGGCCUUCAAGAUGACGUUCCCGGAUUACGUGCCUCUCACGCAGGAAGACCUGGAGUACAUCAACGGCACAGCCGAUUUCGUAGGAAUCGACCCGUACACCGCGACGGUCGUCUCGCCUCCCAGCUACGGCAUCGAGGCAUGCGCUGGGAACCGCUCGGACCCCCUGUUCCCGCUCUGCGUCAACCAGUCGACCCAGACAACGACGGGCUGGAACAUCGGCUACCGCUCCCAGUCGUACGUGUACAUCACGCCAAAGUAUCUCCGGACGUACCUCAACUGGCUGUGGAACACCUUCCGCUACCCCAUCGUCCUCACCGAGUUCGGCUUCCCCGAGUUCGGCGAGUCUUCCAAGGAGGACCUCUCGGACCAGCUCUUCGACUCGGCUCGCAGCAACUACUACACCAGCUAUAUGAGCGAGGUGCUCAAGUCUAUCUGGGAGGACGGCGUAAAUGUGGCUGGUGCUUUUGCUUGGAGCUUCAUGGACAACUGGGAGUUUGGCAGCUUUGACCAGCAGUUUGGAAUCCAGACCGUCAACAGGACGACGCAGGAGCGGAGGUUCAAGAAGAGCUUCUUUGAUUUGGUGGACUUUGUUGCUACUAGAAUGCAAGAUUGA